Molecule: messenger RNA, 519 nt
Organism: Plasmodium fragile
Lineage: Eukaryota; Apicomplexa; Aconoidasida; Haemosporida; Plasmodiidae
Exons: 1
Coding region: 1-519 (172 amino acids)
Biological process (GO): ATP synthesis coupled electron transport
Cellular component (GO): membrane
Molecular function (GO): copper ion binding; cytochrome-c oxidase activity
Source: RefSeq, a predicted model, not a curated record
AUGGAUGUGCUGAGGCGGGCGUUGGGGCUGCGGCGCCCAGUGGCCCACAGCGAAAACAAGUUGCUCAUGAAAAAUGUGAACGAGCAAGGUACACCCCAAGUGACAAAUGUAAAGGCAGAAGACUACCCCAUCCCGAACAAGUACCUAGAAGACCCCGACAAAAUACCCAAGUAUUACGUCUUCCAGUCCAAUAUGGUUACUGAUGAAGAUUUGCAGCCAGGAAUGUUACGCCAGUUAGAAGUUGAUAGAAGAUUAACACUCCCCACGAGAACUCAUAUUUCUUUUUUGGUCACAGCCACUGAUGUUAUUCACUCCUGGUCCAUCCCGAGCCUCGGUAUUAAAGCCGAUGCCAUACCAGGCCGUUUACAUAAAGUGACAACCUUUAUAUUGAGGGAAGGUGUGUACUAUGGCCAGUGCUCUGAAAUGUGCGGUACUCUCCACGGGUUUAUGCCCAUCGUUGUAGAGGCAGUGUCCCCUGAGGCCUACGCUGCACACGCGCAGAAGUACUACAGGGAUUAG